GAAAUUCGUAGCCAGAAAUUGCAUCAAACAGAUAAUACUCAUCGGGUCGCUGGAGGGGUCCGAACAAGUGAAACUCUGAGUGACGUAUUUUUUGGACAACCCCUACAUACACAUUUGAAAGCGUCGAUCCGGGAGUAAUAAUUUCCUGUUCCUUGUUAAUGGCAGCUUCCUUUUUUGAUGUAGCCUCUUCUCUUGUCAGCAUCUAUAUUUGUGUCAAUUCUAUUUAACUUUUGAUUUUCCAUUUCAAUAAGAUGUUUUGCCGCCUGAUUUUUUUUUGUCCUUCGCGAUUUGCCCAGUUCUAUUACUGCAAAAAGCAUUGGACCAAGUAUUGACCAUGAUACGUCCCAUAUAUUCUUUGGCAGUCAUGAGAAGUUCAUGGUAUCCGGUGUAUUACCAAGACCGAACAGGGCUGAUGUAAGGUGAUGGUAACAAGGCAUAACAGCCCUUUCAUUUUACGUAUUCUUAUAGUUUACAACCCUGCAGCCUAGCGAAAAUAAGCUGAAAAGUGAAAAUGUCGAAACCGCUGUUUUCCCUGAAUAAAAUAAGCCAUUCAUCAUUACCAUAAGGUCGUCAGUCCAAGGACUAGUUGAACACACACUCCACUAUCCUAAGAUAAUCUUCGCAUUUCAGUAAAACUAGAACAUCUCACAUCCUUAACUAUGUGCGAACAGUAAUCUAAUCUAGGCCUACCUCUACUCCUCUUAACUCCUGUUUCUGCCUUUUAUAAAAAACCAUUAGGAAUUGUUUAAAUUAGCAAAUAUAGUGGACGCUGUUGAAGCUUUUUGUAGUGACGAAGUUAAAAAAUAAAGCUCACAAAGCAUUUGACUAAUAUUUAUUCAUUCGGUGCAAAACUGUUCAUUGUCCAAGUGCGCAUCCUAACUAGGAGGUGUGCGAUGCAAAAGAAACUUGAAAGUUUAUCAUUAGUAAAUCGUAUGACUCCCAUGAUAAGAGCAGCUAUAACUAUAAAUGAUACUUAAGUGCCUCAUUUCUCAUAUUUCUUAUUUGUCAUUACAUUCGCAGACAGUCUAAAGUGAUCGUAUAUCACUUUACUUAAAAUCAAUUUGACUCGAAAAAGUGCGACCUUUUGUCAAUACGAUUUUUAUCAGAUAUGCGCCACUUAUGUAUUAUAUCAACAAUUCUGUUAGUGGUUUCGCAUCUUACGUACAGUUCUGAAGAAAAAUUAGAAAUACAAUUCGAAUGGAGUUUCUUAAAUUUCACGUGGCCUUCUUCAGAGAUCUACAACCAAGCAAUUUCCACGAGGACUUAUAUUCCUGAAAACAAUUGCUUGACAGGUCUCAAAAUUUUUGAAAAAACAAUGUAUGUGUCGUUACCAAGGAGUCGCCCUGGUACACCUGUAACAUUAGCCACCAUACUUGCAGAGGACCACAGUGCCAAAAUUAACCCCAUUCUAAAACCAUACCCGAAUUGGGAGAUGAAUUAAUUGGGUAACUGCACUGCUCUCCAAAACGUUCAAAGCAUGCAAAUUGACCCUGACGGUGUAAUGUGGGUUUUGGACGGAAUUAGAGUAUUGGAGAAAACAAAGUGUCCACCCAAAAUAGUUCUCCUGGAUUUAAAAAACAACGGGAAAUUGGUGUAUAGUAUCGAGAUCCCGGAAAAAUUAUGUCCGCAAGAUGAAUGUUUUUUAAAUGACAUUGUAUUAGAUGGCUAUUAUGCUUUUAUAUCAGAAUACAGCAGUACUGAUCCAGGAAUCAUAGUUUUCAAUCGAAAGCAAAACAAAUUAUGGAAAGCGAGAGACAAGUCGAUGUUUGCAGAAACCUCUUCACCAGCGUUCAGUGUUGGCGGAAAAGAAUUCAGUAAUCUGGGUAACAUCGAUGGAAUUGCAUUAUCAUCCAAAGGAGAUGAUAAACUGGUUUACUACUGUGCUUUGACAGGUUUUAAUCAAUAUGCCAUCAAAGCAAGUGUAUUAAAAGAUGAAGAACGUCUCAAAGGUAACGAUUGGCGAAGAGAGGUGAAAAUUAUAGGCAAGAAACCAGCGCUAAGUGACGGACUAGGAGCAGACAAGGAGGGAAAUUUAUAUUUUACAUUCAUAAACGAACAGGCAAUUGGGAAAUGGAAUACAAGUCUUCCUCUCAACAAUAACACAAUCGAAAUAUACAAAGAUGAAAAGAUGUUGUGGCCAGAUACGUUCGCGUUUGACGACACAGGCCAUUUGUUUGUUACUGCUACGCAAGCGCACAAAUAUUUCGACACCGAUUACAAAAUCGAAAUGAAUGACGAAAUUAAAAUCAGAAUUUUUAAAUUACAAAGUAACAGUAAAAGUAAUUUAUAUAGUUAAAGGUUUUUGUUGAUUUUUGGUGUAUAGGUUGUUGUUUUAAAGCUGUUACCAUUUUAAUUUUAAAAAUACG
Agrilus planipennis (emerald ash borer) is the source of this 2366-nucleotide messenger RNA. RefSeq names its product protein yellow-like. The transcript has 3 exons. Gene Ontology annotation, cellular component: extracellular region. Lineage: Eukaryota; Metazoa; Arthropoda; Insecta; Coleoptera; Buprestidae. The record is from RefSeq and is a predicted model, not a curated record.